This is a messenger RNA of Adineta steineri, 711 nucleotides long. The record is from the annotation of a GenBank genome assembly. NCBI's taxonomy places the organism in Eukaryota, Metazoa, Rotifera, Eurotatoria, Adinetida, Adinetidae.
AUGCAUGAAUCAACAGGUCGACUUACGAAUUCAUCAUCAUUAUUAUUAUCAUCGAAUGCUAAUCGUUCAUUAAAUAUUCAUCCACCUAAAUUAACUCGUACAUUACAACAGGAAAAUGCGACAAAAAAAUUAAAAAUUGGUCAUACAAAUGGUGUUAAACCAACAGUCGAUGGGAUUUCAACUGUUCGGAGUUCAAAAGUUGAUACAUCUUUAAGAUGUCCUUUACGACAAACAUUACCAAUAUUUAAACAACCUGUUACACACUAUCCAAUUGAACGUGAUGAAGUUAAAGCUCAAGUUAUUAAUCCAAAUCAUCAAACAAUGUCGAAUAAUGGAGGAAAACCAAGUGAAAAAACUAAACCAAGACAACUUUUUUGGGAAAAACGAUUUCAAAAUAUUCGGCCCAUUGAUAUUGAUGAAAAGCCAUUUGAACAUGUCAAAUUACCAGAACCAAUUAAAAGUGUCGGUCUUAAUAUGUCGCCAGAAACGGUUGUUAUAAGUCUUGCAACAUCUCUUCAUCUCUAUUGCAAUUCACGUGCAUUAUUUGGUCAAAAUAAACAAUUUCAAAAGAAUCCAACAAUUUAUAUUCAACGUGAUCAACCAUUAAUUGAUUAUGUUAAUAUUACUGAUGAACAUAUUCGUGCUCAAGAAGCAAAAGUUAAUGAAUUACGUAAACGUAUUCAACAAACAAUGUGUAAAAAUGAAGUUUAA